AUGACUGAUUCCUCCUCAUCUGACUCCACCAAGUCCUUCUUCCACCCAUCUUUGGCUGUCUCCAACAUCAAAAAUCACAUCUCCAUUACUCUUGAGAUGGAAAACAUCCAAUAUGGGACAUGGGCGGAACUCUUCAAAAUCCACGCCAAGUCCUACAGAGUCCUCCACCAUAUCAUUCCACCAGAGUCCGGGAAAGAAAAGAUGCCCAAAACCGAUCCGAAAAGAGUUAUGGUCGACUCUCGAUGCCACGCUUCUUCAAUGGAUUUAUGCUACCAUCUCUCUGACCUAUUGCAUACUAUCCUUGAACCCGACUCCACGGCCAUGGAAGCUUGGAAUAGGCUGCGUGACAUAUUCCAAGACAAUAAAAAUUCUCGAGCUGUCACUCUUGAGCAUGAAUUUUCUCACACUAAUACGGAGGAUUUUCCUAAUGCUUCCGCGUAUUGCCAACGACUCAAGAUUCUAUCCGAUCAACUCAAGAACGUCGAUGCUUCAGUCUCCAACAACCGCCUCGUCCUUCAAAUGGUAGCCGGACUCACUGACGCCUAUAAGGGGCUUGCCACGGGAUCCACUAAUGCCAUGAUUGCUCGGGAUUACGACGAUAAUCCUUCUUCUGGAAAUAACCACCCAAACCGUCAGAAUAACAGUGGUAAAAGGCAUCAAAACAGUAGCAACAAUGGUGGAAAGAACCGUGGCAGAGGCGAUGGCAAUAGGGCGUGA
Lycium ferocissimum is the source of this 717-nucleotide messenger RNA. RefSeq lists its product as uncharacterized. The record is from RefSeq and is a predicted model, not a curated record. The transcript is spliced from 2 exons. NCBI's taxonomy places the organism in Eukaryota, Viridiplantae, Streptophyta, Magnoliopsida, Solanales, Solanaceae. Bases 1 to 717 code for a protein of 238 amino acids.